AUGGCCAUAUUAAGAUCAAAGGCAAAAUCAACCAAAAAAUCCACAUCAGGUAUUAAACUGACCCAUAGAGAAUAUAGAGAAUGGACAGAAGAUGAACUUAAAAAACUCAUUUUAUUUAAUAACGGAGGAAGCUUAUAUAAAAAUAUUGCUAAAGCUUUACAAAGAACUAAAGCUUCAGUCAAAAGUAAAAUGGGUUUCUUAAGAAAGAAUAAAAAACUGUUUGUUGAUAAAGUUAUUUCUGAAAAUAGAACAAAACCAUAUCUAUAUGAAAUUAGAGAUGUUGGUGCAGGUGCUCGAAACAAUUGGAGUGACAGAGAAUGCUCCGCAUUAACAAGAUACUACAAUCUUGGUUACUCAACUAAAGAAAUGUCAUCUAUUAUGGGAAGAAGUGGUAAGUCUAUUGCAUGGAAAGUUACUGCCUUAGGUAUUGGCGGAAGAAAAAGAAGAGUAAGACGUCAAAAUAAAUAA
This is a messenger RNA of Lodderomyces pseudojiufengensis, 468 nucleotides long. RefSeq lists its product as uncharacterized. The transcript has a single exon. The record is from RefSeq and is a predicted model, not a curated record. NCBI's taxonomy places the organism in Eukaryota, Fungi, Ascomycota, Pichiomycetes, Serinales, Debaryomycetaceae. Bases 1 to 468 code for a protein of 155 amino acids.